Messenger RNA from Artibeus jamaicensis (Jamaican fruit-eating bat), 3739 nucleotides. It is a transcript of the gene PROM2, whose product is annotated as prominin 2. Gene Ontology annotation, molecular function: cholesterol binding. The transcript is spliced from 24 exons. The record is from RefSeq and is a predicted model, not a curated record. Lineage: Eukaryota; Metazoa; Chordata; Mammalia; Chiroptera; Phyllostomidae. The coding region runs from base 162 to 2660 and encodes 832 amino acids. Gene Ontology annotation, cellular component: microvillus; apical plasma membrane; cell surface.
GCCCUUCCAGCGCUUUGGGCCUGUGCCCAGGUAGCUCGGGAGCCCAAACCCGUCGGGCCAGUUUUGAGAGCCGGAGCACAGAGGCUGGCGAAGGAUGCACGGCUGGCCCUGCGUUCCUCCCACACUCUCUGCCGCCUGAGCCCCACAUUUGCCUGCUCCUCAUGGCAAGCGCACCAGGCCUCCCAGCACGUCUGCUGGGCCUGAUGCUGUCCCUGAGCCUGCGGGGGGCGCAGGCCGUGGACUGUGGGUCUCUCGGCCCAGCCUCACGCCUGACUUUCACACCCACAGCCAGGGACCUAUGGCUGGCUCCUCGUGUCCGCGCUCCUGGGCCUCUGGACCACCUCUACAGCACCGUGCGCCGCUUCCUCUCUGCUGUGCAGCCCAAACCCUUCCCCACCGAACUGGCCAGGGCGCUGCUGAAUGAGCCGGCCUCCGUGAAGGUGGACGAGGUGGUGCAGUACGAGACUGGCUACGUGGUGUGUGCUGUAAUCGCCGGCCUCUACCUCCUGGUGGUGCCCGCUGCCGGGCUCUGUUUCUGUUGUUGCCGUGGCCGCAAGAGGCGCUGUGGGGGUCGAGUGAAGACGGAGCACAAGGACAUGGCCUGUGAGCGUGGCACCCUCAUGACCUUCCUGCUGCUCACCACCCUCGUGCUGCUGAUUGGCGUUGUCUGUGCCUUUGUCACCAACCAGCGUGUGCAUGAACAGAUGGGCCCCAGUGCCAAGGCUGUGCCUGAGACACUGCUCAGCCUCCGGGGCCUGGUCUCUGAUGUUCCCCAGGAGCUGCAGGCUGUGGCACAGCAGUUCUCCCUUCCCCAGAAACGUGUCUUGAAGGACCUGGAUGGUGUUGCCACGAGCAUCGGGAGCACAAUCCACACCCAGCUCAGGAGCACAGUUUACGAGAUGCUGGCCUCACUGCUCAGCCUGGGCCAUGCCCUACAGGUCUCCGUGGACCACCUCCGAGCCCUGAACACCACUCUUGUGGAGCUGUGGAAGGGCCAGCAGGAGCUGGAUCAGGCUGUUCGGGCACACCGGGAGCACCUCCAUGCCCUGCUGCAGGAGCCUGACUGCCAGAGCUGUGCAGAGACCCUGAGCCGGGUCCAAGACCUGGAGUUGGGAGCUGACUUCAGCCAGGUGCCCCAAGUGGAUGAUGUCCUACAUCACCUGAAGGGGGUCCCAGAGGCCAACUUCUCCAGCAUGGUCCAGGAGGAGAACAGCACCUUCAAUGCCCUCCCACUCCUGGCCUCCUUGCAGAUGGCCGAUGUGGUCACAGAGCUGAAGAAGGUGGUGGCCCAGCAGCCCGAAGGGUUGAAGACAAUGGCCAAAGUAUUCCCAGACUGGGAGGCAGCCUCUCGCUGGAGCCAGGCGCUGGAGAAGGUGGAAAACAAUAGUCGCCCCUACCUGAAGGAGGUGCAGAGAUACGAGAAGUACAGGUGGAUUGUGGGCUGCGUGCUGUGUUCUGCGGUCCUGCUGGUGGUGGUCUGUAACCUGGUGGGCCUCAACCUGGGCAUCUGGGGGCUGUCUGCCCGGGAGCACCCCAGCCACUUGGAAGCCAAGGGCAGGGCUGGAGCCCGCAUCCUCAUGGUGGGUGUGGGCCUCAGCUUCCUCUUUGCUGGGCCCCUCAUCCUCCUCGUCUUCUCUACGUUCCUGGUGGGUGGCAACGUGCAAACGCUGGUGUGCCGGAGCUGGGAGAGCGGGGAACUCUAUGAGUUUGUUGACACUCCGGGGAACCUGCCCUCGUCCAUGAACUUGCCCCACCUUCUGGGCCUGAAGAAGAAUAUCAGCAUCCUCCUGGCCUAUCAGCAGUGCAGGAAAGGGGCCCCACUCUGGAAGGUCCUGCAGCUCAAUGACUCCUAUGACCUGGAGAUGUACCUGGAUAUGAGCCAGUAUAUGGCUAACCUGGAGCAAGAGUUGCAGAACCUCACGGUGGAUGUGAAGAGUCUGGACCUGCUGAGUCCAGCUGGCCAGCGGGACCUGAGGGCUCUGCAGAGCAGUGGGCUUGGUAGCAUCCACUACUCCAGCUUCUUCAUCCAGAUCCAAAAGCCGGUGGUGAACACCAGUGUGGAGCAGCUGGCCCAGGAGCUGGAAGGACUGGCCCACUCUCAGGGCGAUUCUGUGCUGGAGAAGCAACUACAGCAGGAGGCCCAAGGGCUCGAAAACUUCUACCAGAACAAGGUCCUCCCCCAGCAGCACCUUGUGGCCAAGCUCAACAUCAGUGCCAGGGCUCUGGCUUUCUCAGCGCCAAGCCUCCAGCUGGAGACCUCAGGUGUCCUAGACAGGGUCACUCACCUAAAAGAAGAGCUACCUGCCUGGGCUGCCCGUAUCCUGAAGAAUGAAAGCAAGUGCUUCCUGACCCGGGAGAUGGGAUACUUUUUCCAGUAUGUGGCCUGGGUGAGAGAGGAGGUGACUCAGCGCAUUGCCACCUGCCAGCCCCUCUCUGGAGCCCUGGACAAUGGCCGUGCGAUCCUGUGUGACAUGAUGGCUGACCCAUGGAAUGCCUCCUGGUUCUGCCUUGCUUGGUGUACCUUCUUUCUGGUCCCCAGUAUCAUCUUUGCCAUCAAGACCUCCAAAUACUUCCAUCCCAUCUGGAAACGCCUUAGCUCCAGUAGCUCUGAGGAGACUCAGCUCUUCCACAUCCCCCGGGUCACCUCCUUGAAGCUGUAGGACUCUGGGAGUUUGCUAGCUGCAAAGUAAUGCCAGCGCUGCCACAUUCCGCCUUUGACUUGGCCUGGACCAGAGGGCUUCUGUCGCUCUUGCUCCCAGAGCCCAGGCUGGCAUCCAGGCCUGCGCAGCCCCCCGCUCCCAGCUUCCUGACCCCACCUUGCCUGUUCCCUUUCUACCCCUGUCUCUCCACAGUCCCCUUUGUUUGUUCUCAUAAGCAGACUUAAGUGCUACUGAGCUACAGAGCCAAUAGGUUCUUCCAGGUAUCCAUCCCUUCUCCUCCUUGUGACAUGUCUGCACCUAGAAGACCCCAUUCUCCACCUAGUGGAAGCGCUUUCUCAGCCCCUUGGGUGGGACAGAGGCCCUGCCACCUUACUCUGUCACCACUCACCCCUCCCCCUACACACUCGCGCCCCCCACUCCUCUCCAGGCCCUUAUUUUAACUGCCCCUCCCCAGUUUCCCCAGCCUCACUCUGUCCCCUCCUCCGGGGAAGCUCUUUCCCCUUUGUCCUCUCUUCAGCUCAUCCCACUACCUUACUGGUCCCCAGGGACCCCUCAUGCAAGACCAAAGUAAUCAGGUAAAGCCGCCAAUCAGACAAGGGGCCACCAUGGCCCAGGCCUGGCUGGCUGCAUCGUGGCCCCCAAACCCACUGCCGCCUGGUGACUUGUACCCUCCACAAGCCCUGGCCUGGGUUUCCCGGCCCCACAGCCUGUAUAAAGGCUGAGUCCCCUUCCUACACCCUUGACUGGAAACAGUAUUGUUGUUCAUCAGCAACUCUCUGAGUAUCGGUUCCCCGGGAAAGGAGCCUGGGACCUGCGCCAGGGCGGGGCCGCUCCCCAGGCUCCCCGGAAGGUGACCUCUUGACAGACCCCAGCCAGCUUCCCCAGGAGGGAUCUGGGGCCACAACGGGGUUUUGCACUAUGACCCUUACUCCUUCUCUCCUGUACAUGUGUCCUGGGGUUAUCCCUGGUCCAUCCCUCUACUCUGCAUGCUGAGUCCUGGGUUCCAGAAGAAGGGAAGAGGAAGAGGAAGAGGAGAGAGAGGAGGUCCCCUGGUACAUUAAAGUGCUCUCACUUUCUAA